GGGCUUGAUACCCUCCCCACUUCAUGACAAGGCCAAAGCUAAUGACUCCUUAGCCAGACACAUCUAGACCAAACUAUGCUCUGUACGUUAGAUGUGUCUGAGGCCUUAGAAGACUUAGAAGGUGAGUGGUCAAACAAGGACCCUCGUGAGUCUUGGGUGGCACUGAAGAAAGGUCCUAGAGGGGAACAUUUUGUGGUGGAAGUGGAUGUAGGAGGCCGCAAAUGUGGUGCCUUCAUAGACAUCGGAUCCACGCAGAAUUACAUAAGUCGCGACUGUUUGGAAAGGUUGCACCUACAGGACCGGGUACGACACCUUAGUAGACCAGUAGCAUCUACUUUGGCCAACAAGGAGCGCAUGAUAGUAACAGACUACAUCAAGGACGUAGUCUGUACCUUCUCCUAUGGAGGAGGCGAACUUAAUCAUAAGAUUUCGUUCUUGGUUAGCGACGACUUACCAUUCGACAUGUUGUUAGGCAUGUACUACCUCGAAGUUGCUAAGCCCCUGUUCGACUGGGAUAAGAAGGUGCUCAAGCAUAAGUUGCCCGAUGGCCGAACUGUCAGAUUGACUAAGUUCAAGGCCAGUAGUAUUAUAAAUACCUAUGGCUGCUUGUGUGCAUCAGCGUUCUACAAUUACUACAAGCAAAACSAAGAGGARGGUAUGUACCUAGUGUAUGUCUCUGAAAAAGGGGAGGCCGUUAAAACACCCCCAGAGAUAGAACGCGUCGUUGCUAAGUUCCCUGAUCUGUUCGAAGAGCCCACAGGAGUUGUUGAAAGGGAAGUUGUCCACGCUAUAGAAAUCAUUCCAGGGAGUAAAACCCCAAAGGGAAGGAUCUAUAGGAUGGUUCCCACCGAGUUAGAUGAACUUCGGCGACAGCUCAAGGAACUGACAGAAAAGGGAUGGAUUCGGCCUAGUACUUCCCCUUACGGAUCUCCCGUACUAUUUGUACCAAAGAAGGGGGGUACUUUGAGGAUGUGCAUUGACUAUAGAGGCCUCAAUGCCAUCACAGUGAAGAACGCAGAGCCUCUACCUCGCAUAGACGACCUAUUGGAUAGGGUGCAGGGAUGCAAGUACUAUGGCAAGCUAGACUUGAAAUCCGGCUAUCAUCAGAUCGCUAAAAGGUCUGAGGACCAACACAAGACAGCUUUCCAGACUCGUUAUGGUCUGUAUGAGUUUGUAGUGAUGCCUUUUGGUCUUUGUAAUGCGUCGGGUACAUUCCAGCACGCUAUGAAUCGGAUCUUCCAUGCCCAUUUAGAUAAGUUUGUCGUGGUAUACCUUGACGACAUUCUGAUCUUUGGCAAGUCUGCCGAGGAGCACGCACAACACGUUGAGACUGUACUUUCACUCCUGCAACAACACAAGUAUAAGGUCAACUUAAAGAAGUGUGAGUUUGGUCGCACUAAGAUACUAUACUUGGGUCAUGAAGUAUCCGCGGAGGGGAUUAGGCCGGAAGAUGCGAAGGUGGCUAGUAUUCGAGACUGGCCACGACCUCAGACAGUCACUGAGGUCAGAUCAUUCUUAGGAAUGUGCGGCUACUAUAGGAACUUCGUUAAGAACUAUUCUACAGUUGCCUCUCCUUUGACUGAUCUAACUCGACUUGACACGCCGUGGGACUGGAGUGAUGAGUGCGAGGGUGCUUUCAAGAGAUUGAAGCAUGCACUCAUGAAUCAUGAAGUCCUCAUGGUUCCCGAUCCUCAGAAGCCAUUCAUAGUGACCACUGACGCAAGCCAAUACGGCAUUGGCGCAUCGCUGGCUCUAAAGGAUGGGAAGAAGUUGAGACCGAUUGAGUACAUGAGCAAGAAGAUGCCAUCAAAGAAGUUGGUAAAGUCCACCUACGAAAGUGAACUCUAUGCUCUAUAUAAAGCACUUGUCCAUUGGAGACACUUCCUAUUGGGAAGGUUCUUCUACUUGAGGACUGAUCAUCAGACCCUCAAAUGGAUCAAGACUCAACCGACUCUUUCUAACGCACUCAAGCGAUGGAUUGAGGUCAUAGACCAAUAUGACUUCAAGCUUGAGUACCUGAAGGGAGAGUAUAACAAGGUUGCUGAUGCGCUAUCACGACAGAGUGUUUCCAUGGAUUUCAUGGACACCCUGGUGACUAGUAAGAGUGGCAAGAGGCACAUCUUCGUCAUCAUCGAUCGAUUCACCAAGUACGCUAGACUAGUGGCUAUGCCAGAGACCGCAAGAACUGACUAUGUCAUCAAGUUGUUCAAAGACAACUGGGUGCGUGACUUUGGUUUACCAAAGUCAAUCGUUAGUGACCGAGAUGUCCGAUUCACAAGUGAGCUGUGAAAGAAGACUGCAGAACAGAUGGGCAGUCAACUUCAGAUGACUUCAAGGAAUCAUCCCGAAGCCAACGGACAAGCCGAGCAAAUGAACAG
Chara braunii is the source of this 2378-nucleotide messenger RNA. Lineage: Eukaryota; Viridiplantae; Streptophyta; Charophyceae; Charales; Characeae. The record is from the annotation of a GenBank genome assembly.